ACUCUCGUCCCCCUUUCUAACGCUUUCCUCCUCCGCCUGAUCCUCUCCUCCCAUGGCCUCCACCGCCACCAUCAACGGCACAACCACCGCCGCCGACCCAAUUUCCCGCAUACCCAAGAAAUCAAAACUCCCUUCCACUCCUCAUCAAUUCAUCACCCUCGCUGAGAUUGUCUCCGAGUUCUCUCAUCACCACCCCUCCGUCGCCCGCAUCAACAACGGCAGCUUCGGUUCCUGCCCCGCCUCCGUCCUUGCCGCCCAGAAAGAAAUCCAGCUCCAGUGGCUUAGCCAGCCCGAUGACUUCUAUUUCAACCACCUCCAGACGGGCUUCCUCCGCUCACGAACCAUCGUCAAACAGCUCAUCAAUGCCGACCACGUCGACGAGGUCUCUAUUGUAGAUAACGCCACCACUGCUGCUGCUAUCGUUCUGCAGCAGGUGGCGUGGGGGUUCGCGGAAGGGAGGUUUCAGAAAGGGGAUGCUGCCGUCAUGCUUCACUAUGCUUAUGGGGCGGUGAAGAAGUCGAUGCAGGCCUACGUCACGCGAGCAGGUGGGCAUGUGAUUGAGGUUCCCUUGCCUUUUCCUGUUACUUGUGUUGAUGAGAUAGUUCAGGAGUUCAGGAGGGCUCUGCAGAGGGGGAAAAUGGGUGGUAGGAGAGUUAGGUUUGCAGUGAUUGAUCAUGUAACUUCUAUGCCUAGUGUGGUGAUUCCUGUUAAGGAGUUGGUUAAGAUUUGUAGGGAAGAGGGCGUUGACCAGGUUUUUGUUGAUGCUGCUCAUGGAAUUGGUUGUGUUGAUGUUGAUGUCAAGGAAAUUGGGGCUGAUUUCUACACUAGUAAUCUGCAUAAGUGGUUCUUUUGCCCUUCUUCCGUUGCGUUUCUGUAUUGUAAGAGGUCCAUGGAAAGUUGUGAUUUGCAUCAUCCGGUGGUGUCUCAUGCGUAUGGAAAUGGGUUGGCCCUAGAGAGUGCUUGGAUUGGGACCAGGGAUUAUAGUGCACAGUUGGUUGUUCCUAAGGCUUUGGAGUUUGUUAAUAGGUUUCAAGAUGGCAUUGAAGGGAUCAAGAAGAGGAAUCACCAAGCCGUUGUGGAGAUGGGAGAGAUGUUGGCCAUGGCAUGGGGAACCCAUCUUGGGUGCCCUCCAGAGAUGUGCUGUAGCAUGAUCAUGGUUGGGUUGCCUGCUUGCUUGGGGAUUUCAAACAAUGAAGAUACUUUGAAGCUGAGAACACAUCUGAGGGACAAGUUUGGUGUUGAAGUUCCCAUCUAUUAUAGAGAACCAAAGAAUGGGGAGGUUGGUCCAGUAACAGGUUAUGCCCGAAUAUGUUACCAAGUUUACAACAAACCUCAGGAUUAUUACAAGUUUAGGGACGUUAUUAAUGAACUUGUGCGUGAAGGCUUCACCUGUGAAUCUCUUCCUAAUUGAAGAGGCCAACAUUGUGAACUAGUAUUCUGUUGAAUAAGAGCCGAGGUAUUAUCACAUCAUGGCUGCCUGUGGUUGCUUCCCUACUAGUCAUGGUUUCGGUACCAUGCUAUUUCAAACAUGACCAGAGAGAAAUGGUUGGUUGUUUGAUGCGAGUUUUAUGAAUUAGGUAGUUGUCUGCUCUGCUUGGAUAAACCCAAAACUUUACUUAUCAUUGUAUAUAAUAUAUAUAUUGAUUUAAAAAUAACUCAAGCUUUGUAUGCUCCUGGAAAAAAAGGGCUGAAUUUGA
Molecule: messenger RNA, 1697 nt
Organism: Rubroshorea leprosula
Lineage: Eukaryota; Viridiplantae; Streptophyta; Magnoliopsida; Malvales; Dipterocarpaceae
Source: the annotation of a GenBank genome assembly